Molecule: messenger RNA, 477 nt
Organism: Aureobasidium musti
Lineage: Eukaryota; Fungi; Ascomycota; Dothideomycetes; Dothideales; Saccotheciaceae
Source: the annotation of a GenBank genome assembly
AUGGCUGCCCCCGAAUCGUCACCUCGCCGGCCCACGCGCACCCCUGCAAGACCUCGCGCGGCCUCAUCGCAGAACAUGGACUCUGAACCUCCCACGAAAAGAAGAAGAUAUGUCCCUGGUGGUCCCGGAGGUGGUGGACGCUGGGUCGACGAGGAAGGCAACGAGACAACAGGCCCCUCUACUUCUGUGCGCCGACACCGAUCCGUCCUGACCGGAGAUGACAACGAUGGAGACAUGUCGAGUCCAAGAACUGUUCGCCGCCCACCUCCAUCUACACGUCCGCGCAGAGACCGAGAUCGCAACCGUGAUCGCCGACCAACUGCGACCCCCGACCCCGUUACAGUAGCGCUGCUGCUGCAGCCGCUGCAAGUCAAGCCAGUGACGGAUACAAACCACGAGAAGAAAGGAGCUGGGAAGAAUUUCAUCCGAACCUCGAUGUCGAUCAAGGUCUUACUCUGUUCUCAGCCGACUAUGUAG